AUGAAGAAGGUACGCCACGUGGUUUGUGUGCUGGUCCUCGCAUGGUGUUGCUGCACAGCCCUGUGCGUGGGUGCUGCUGUGCCUGACUCAGCGGCAGAUCCAGUUCUGAAGGAUGCGGGAGCACAGAUUGCGGCGAAGGAGGCCGAAAUCACAGCCCUCACAAAAGAUCUCGACGCAGCGACGAAGGAUGAGGGUGCCGUUGCUGCUGUGAGUGAGGCAGUGAAUGGGGCGAAGACGGCAGCUGAGGCUGUCAAGCAGAUCGUGACGGAUGUGAAGGUGCUUCUGGACGGGGACGUCAGGUAUGCCGUGAAGCGUACUUCUGUCGCUCUGGCGGAUACUCAUGACGCGGCGUUGGCGCUAGUGAUUCUUCUGUUUCCCAAUGAUCAUGAUGAUGUGCCCUCAAAGUUUGUGUAUCCGAAGGAACUUACGAGAGAGGGGGCAAAGCAAUUGGCGGAAGCUGCAGUUGCAAGCGCCACGGAGGCAAAAGCCGAGGCAGCGAAUGUGCUGUUGAAUGCCACUGAGACAGAGGAGAAAAUAAAGGCCAUGGUUCAGAAAGGAACUUCGGCACUGCAGCGCGUUACGGAUGUGGCGGGUAAAUAUGAGAAGGGGACGGAGGCCUUUAGGAGCGCAGUGAAGGCAGCAGAGGAGGCAGCCAAACAAGCUAUUUCUUCAGCGGAGCAGUAUCUGAAGGAGAUGAAAAACGUCACGGAACCAGCACGAAUUAUUUCCGAAAAAGCAAACGCAUCGCUGACAAUGGCAAAUAAAGUGUUGGAAAUAGAAAAACUAACUGACACUCAGCGGAAACCCGAUAACCGUGAAGAGUUAUCUGUAAUAAUGGGGGAUUCCUAUGUGGGUAUGGAGACUGUCCUGGAGGCAAUGAGGACAACUCUAUACGCAAGGGAUGCCGCUCACAAUGUGUCGAAGGCUGUUGAUGCUGUGAUCACCUCCGCCACUGGUGCGGCACGGAGGGUUCAGAGUGAACUGGACAAAGCCCAGAUGGGCAAAGCAAAAGCCGGGGAAAUGUUGACGAAGUUAAGGACUGAGCUGGAACAAUUGACUCUGACAACCACUGCCGCUGUAGGCGGAGGCACUGCCACUCAUCCAUCGUCAACGGGACCCACAACUAACCCUGCGCUUGUGCCUGACGCUGCCCCUGUGAGCAACGGCAACAUUGCGGAAAGCGAGAAGCGUCCUGCUAAACACACUGAUGGCAGCAGCGCUGUGUGGGUGCGUGCACCGCUUAUGUUGCUGCUGUCCUGUGUGGCUGUGUGGUAA
This is a messenger RNA of Trypanosoma grayi, 1275 nucleotides long. RefSeq lists its product as hypothetical. The transcript has a single exon. The record is from RefSeq and is a predicted model, not a curated record. NCBI's taxonomy places the organism in Eukaryota, Euglenozoa, Kinetoplastea, Trypanosomatida, Trypanosomatidae. The coding region runs from base 1 to 1275 and encodes 424 amino acids.